Messenger RNA from Pseudocercospora fijiensis CIRAD86, 336 nucleotides. RefSeq lists its product as uncharacterized. The record is from RefSeq and is a predicted model, not a curated record. The transcript has a single exon. Bases 1 to 336 code for a protein of 111 amino acids. Lineage: Eukaryota; Fungi; Ascomycota; Dothideomycetes; Mycosphaerellales; Mycosphaerellaceae.
AUGUAUACCUCAACUAUCAUCACAUCUCUCCUCGCCAUCGCUGGCACCACUCUUGCAGCUCCUCUUACAAAACGAGCCGAUAUCUCCAUUCAAUUCAUCGGUGGCCCAGCCAGCUAUACUAUCACGAUUCCCAAUGAUGAUGUGUGGCACCCUACGAACAGCGACCUCAACAUCUCAAAGAUCAAGUCUUCUGUCAACGUUAUCACUGCUUGCAAGUUCCAGACCAAACCUCCUCCGGCUGUGGCUGCUACUGCGACUUAUGUGCAGAGCAAUGAUGGAGCUGUGGAUGUCGGUCCACCACAGCCGAUCUUGGCUGUCAAGUGUCCCGGUGCAUGA